This is a messenger RNA of Liolophura sinensis, 2041 nucleotides long. RefSeq names its product cytosolic purine 5'-nucleotidase-like. Gene Ontology annotation, molecular function: 5'-nucleotidase activity. The record is from RefSeq and is a predicted model, not a curated record. Lineage: Eukaryota; Metazoa; Mollusca; Polyplacophora; Chitonida; Chitonidae. Bases 12 to 1766 code for a protein of 584 amino acids. The transcript is spliced from 17 exons.
AAGCGCAGAAAAUGGCAGAGGGUGAUGAAAAGAAACCUAAAAUUGCUGUAAAUAACCAGGAGGUUGGCUCACCAGCAAAGGCUGCAUGGAGCAAAAUUGGUCUGGCAACAGGAACUGCAAUGAAGAUGUACAAGAGACAAGCAAGAAAACGUGUUUUUGUGAACCGAAGUUUGAUGUUGGAAAAGGUGAAAUUUUAUGGAUUUGACAUGGAUUAUACUUUGGCAUUGUAUAAAUCGCCCGAGUAUGAGACGCUGGGUUUUGUCUUGCUCAGAGAUCAACUGGUGGAAAUGGGUUACCCUGAAGAAAUCAAAACAUUUGAAUAUGACCCAACAUUUUCAAUAAGAGGUCUUUGGUUUGACAAGCUGUAUGGACACUUGCUAAAGGUUGACCCCUUUGGAAACAUUCUUAUCUGUGUGCAUGGGUUUGAUUUCUUGGUGGGACGUCAAAUUCACCAGUUUUACCCAAACAAGUUUGUAAACAGGGAUGAGAAGAGGUUCAGGAUUUUCAACACUCUUUAUGAACUGCCAAUCAUUUAUGUGCUUGCCUGUCUGGUGAAUUACUUCAGCAACAAUCCGGAGUACACUCAAACAAAGACAGGUGUAAAAUCUGGGGAUGUGACCAUGACAUACAUGUCCAUAUACCAGGACUUGAUGGUGGCUGUUGAUCAUGUCCAUGCGAAAAAGGGGCCUUUGAAGUCAGAGACAUUAAAAAACUUGGAGAAGUAUGUGACGAAGACGAACAAACUGCCAAUGUUCUUAGACAGAGUUCGAUCAAAUGGAGCCAAAGUAUUCUUGGCGACAAACAGUGACUUUGUGUACACGAAUGGUGUGAUGACGUAUCUGUUUGACUACCCAUCACCAUCUCCUGACCAACCCCAGAGAAAGUGGACCUCCUACUUUGAUUACAUUGUUGUGGAUGCCAAAAAACCUUUGUUCUUUGGAGAAGGAACAGUUUUGCGUCAAGUUGACACAGCUACAGGUUCAUUCAAGUUGGGGACUCACACAGGACCAAUUAAAAAGGGCCAUGUCUACUCAGGAGGAUCAGUGGAUGUGUUCUCCGAGAUGAUGGGGACCUACGGGAAAGAGGUCCUUUAUGUUGGCGACCACAUUUUUGGGGACAUCCUCAAGUCCAAGAAAGUACGAGGCUGGAGAACCUUCCUGAUUGUACCCGAACUGGCCCAGGAACUUGCUGUGUGGACAGAGAAACAGAACCUCUUUGCUGAACUGGAACAGCUGGACUGUCAACUUGGUGAAAUUUACAAGAACUUAGACAGCAGUUGUGCCAAAAAACCAAACAUCAAGAAUAUCCAGAAGGCUAUCGCGGACGUGUCACAUGAAAUGGAUAUGUCAUAUGGUGUGUUAGGAUCGGUGUUCAGGAGUGGUUCCAGACAGACGUUCUUUGCGGGUCAAGUGAUGCGUUAUGCUGAUUUAUAUGCAGCCACCAUACUUAACCUGCUCAACUAUCCCUUCAGCUACGUCUUCAGAUCUCCUGCAAUGCUGAUGCCCCAUGAGUCUACUGUUAAUCAUGAUGACAGUAUCCCAGCCCAGGAUUUCUUGUUGGCACCCCGCACGCGCUCUUUUAACGAGCCCAGCUCUCCAAACACACCAGAGGGUGAAUCUAUGCUAGUGAGACAGGACAGUGCCUGGAAGAGGUUUGUCGACACCCCACGACAUAGCACACAUGUGCACGAGUCCGAGGACGAAGAUGAGGACGAGGAGGGAGGGGAGCCAGCUGAAAUGGCCGUGGAUGAAGAAGAUUUCGAAUAAACAGUCAAGGUUUAUGAAGGUGUGGAUCCUUAAUGAAAACUUCAUGGCCUGAUGAGAUUGCCCAGUAAGACAACCUCAGUUUUGUGUAUGAUUAAAGUCAACCUGUCUGUUCUUGUGCCAUACGAAAUAUAAACUAUGCUAUAAAGGUUAACUUGCAAUUUGAAAACUACACCACUUUAUGUUCAUGAAAUGUUCCUAGCUGUAAGGGAUAUAGCAAAGAAUUGCAAGGAUAGUUUCACAUUUGUUUGUUGUGAUUUCUCUCAAACUGUUCAUCA